AUGAUAAACCCUACACUGAUCAUCGAGAACCAAAAGUCGGACCCUAUCUUUGCCGGCCUGCUACACUCCAAGAGCUUCUUCUGGCUCGCCACCGGCCCAUCUUUGCACGGAGAAUGGGAGCCAGGCUGGAAUGAUGUUGACCUUGUCGAGGAGAGGUCCUUGACCGACUCCGCCGAGCCACGGGGCGACCGGCGACAAGAGGUCGUCUUUGUCGGCGAGCAUCCCGACGUCAACGGCCUGACGGCCGAAUUGAACAAGUGGGAGAAGGUAAUGAAAUCCUCUGAUGACAAAAUGCUAGUCAGCGACAGACUUGCAAAGGUCUUUGAAGAUGGAUUUGAGGAUUGGCCAGAGUUAGUACACGGCGAGGAGGACGAGGAAGGCUACGGCCACAAUCACGAUCGUGGCGCCUCACAUCAUCAACAUCAGCAUGCGCAGCGUAAAAUCGCGGCCAAAUAA
Molecule: messenger RNA, 456 nt
Organism: Rhinocladiella mackenziei CBS 650.93
Lineage: Eukaryota; Fungi; Ascomycota; Eurotiomycetes; Chaetothyriales; Herpotrichiellaceae
Exons: 3
Coding region: 1-456 (151 amino acids)
Source: RefSeq, a predicted model, not a curated record